This is a messenger RNA of Pelobates cultripes (western spadefoot toad), 17203 nucleotides long. The record is from the annotation of a GenBank genome assembly. Lineage: Eukaryota; Metazoa; Chordata; Amphibia; Anura; Pelobatidae.
CGUGGCUUGUGACAUGUGUCACGUGAUUUGCUGGAAGUGGCUGCUCUGGGUGGUUGUAGCUGCAGCAUCAGCUGAAUAAGUUGCAGGGUGACAGGCUUCACCCCUUCCAUUGUGAGUGUAUCAGUGCAUGUAUCAGUUUGUAUUUGGUUUAUGGGUCUCUUGUAGAAAGUUUCCACUUUAAUAUAGUGUGAGUCAAACCCAGGGCUUGAUUUAAACUUGCUAUUAUUUGCAGAGCAGCCCAGACCCCAUGCACAGCCUUGGGUCAAUCAAUUAUUUUUUUAAGAGGAAAGUUAAAUAAGUGUUAGAAUUUGAAUUAAAAUAUAUAUGCCAUGAUUAUGCUAAGGCAUGAAUGAACCUCUUUGUGAUAAAGGCAAGUUACAUUGUUUUUCCCAUUCAUUGUAUGUCUGUCUGAUUAACUUUCAAUUCAUUCUUUUAUGGAAUCCCAUGUAGAUUGACUGUUCUAAUUUUAAACCCUGUGAAUUUGUUAGACUGCAAGUUGUGUGUGUGUGUGUACAUAUACUCACACACUUCUCAUGUGGUUUGGUUCUCGGGUCCACUUUUGUGGCAAAAUAUCUUCCCUGAAUUUUUAAAUUAUAAAUUUGUAUAUUUUUGUAUCUCUCUAAGGGCAUACAUCAAGACAAUCCUAAAUUUGAAGCUCCUAUCUGACAAAAUUUAAGGUUUGUUGCCUGCUGUCCUGUAUCUGGGGACACCAAAGAAGUGUCCCCGGUAAAUACAGUGCAAGAGUAUCAUUAAACGUGAGAUACAAACCGCACCCAGGAAAUUUUAGCCUGUGCAACGCAUUGAGUGGAGCUGGAACUUUCAUAUUAUCCUCUGUUUGGAGGUAUGUUACGUGGGCUGAAAAGAGACUUGCGUCCAUCAAGUUCAGCCUUUCCUACAUUUGUGUUUGCUGUUGAUCCAAAAAAAAGGCAAAUAACAGUAUGAAGUGCUUCCAAUUUUGCAAAAAAAUGGGGAAAAAAAGUUUGAUGUAUGCUUAUGCAAUAUAUGAUUAUACAUUCUAACUCAAUCGCCAUUUAUUUUAAAUAUCCUAUUUUAAUUUUUUUUUUUAUUUCAUUGACUUUGAAGCUGAUUUAAAGAGUUCAGUGUACACUUGUGUAUGCAAAAUAAAGUUGUGAACACAUUGCAAAUUCCUAUAUACAGUAUUUGUUUUCUAACAAGUUGACUUUUUUUUUUUUUUCCUUUUCUUUUCAGAUCCUAAAACAUAUAUGCUGUCCAGCCUGAAUUUCUCAAUAGAAAAAUGAGACUAGUUAUCCUCGAUGAUUAUGCUCUGGCUAGUGAGUGGGCUGCAAAGUACAUUUGUAAUCGUAUCAUUCAGUUUAAUCCUGGACCGGAUAAAUACUUUACAUUGGGCUUACCCACAGGUAAUGCUUUGUUUAAGUUUAUAUCUAUACACUAUUUUCAGAUGUGAAUAGAGAAAUAUACGAGAUUUAUGUGUGGUAUAAUUUGUCAAAGUAAUAUUUCUUCAUAUCUUUCUCUCUUUUCAGGAAGCACACCAUUAGGUUGUUACAAAAAGCUGAUAGAAUAUCACAAAAAUGGUGACCUCUCCUUUAAAUAUGUAAAGACCUUUAAUAUGGAUGAAUAUGUAGGUAAGGUAUAUUGAUAUAAAUACAAAGGGGGAUGCACACUGAUGAUCAAUAUAUAUGACUGUGUUUUGUAUUAUUUAAAAGAAAAGAUUACUUAUUAUAUGGCAUCUUUAUUAUUUUGCAAUUAUGCAUUUGCAUUAUCUGGUUUCAAUUACACCAUAUACAAAUAACAUAUAAAUAGUGAUGUCCCGAACCGUUCGGCGAACCGUUCGGGACAUCACUACAUAUAAAUGCUGUUAUCAUUUUUUUCAUAUGAUUUUUUUUGUUCUUUUACAUAUAUACUAAAUAUUUUAGAAAAGGACAUCUAGAUUUGGAAAUUUUGUUUCGGUACAAACUGAGAUUCAUCUAAAUUUGGGAAAAUUAAAUGUUCAGUUCAACUCUGAGCUGAAAUGUACCUGAAUCACAAACCAACCAAAACACGCAAUGGUCGAGCAUGUCUGUUUUGGUUAUUUUGAAUUCCACCAAUGGCCAAAAAGGAGGAGGAACAAUUUAAAAAAAAAAAUUUAUUAAAUAUUUUUUCCUGUUCUGUAGCGGCAGUACACGUGGGAUGUUCUGAAUAUUGCUGGACAAGUAGCCCCUGAAUAUAAACCCCCCCCAAAAAAGCAACAAUUUAGUCAACAGUAUGGUGUAAUAGGGAGGGGAUUCUAUUUAGGGGGCUGCCUAAGACCAGGUAGCUCCCUGUGUGGAGAGCUGAGCAGCUGUCGUUUUGUCUUCAAUAUUGGUUACAGGACAUCUGUGGUGGCAUCUUGUUAUAGAUAUACACGCUGUAGGUGCACCCGGAUCUCUGGAGGUGGUUCAGGAGUCCCUCCUAUCCUCUGCAGACGUAGGAGUUUGUGCACAGCCAUGGAAUGCAUGCCCAGAUGCAGUUUGCAUUCUGAGUGUGCUAGUGUGCAUGCGUGUUAGGAAUACAACGUUUUGGUAACAAACUAAAAAAACUGAAAACCUCUUUGAUAGCAAGGGUGCUUAUCAAUUUCGAUUUGCCGUGUCACCAGCCCCCCAAAGUUUUUUUUUUUUGUUUUUUUUUUUUUUCUCUUUAGCUUUAGAAAGCUUCCAUGGGUUUUCUGAAUAUUUUAUCUUUCAUUUUUAGUUUAUCUCUCAGAUGUCUAGUCCUGUCUUAUGUGAUAAGGACAACAUGGAUAAGGUUUCACCUCCACCUGCUACCAGGCUCAAGGCUACAUACAAGUCUAAACCUCUGACCUAUGCUGAAUGUGCCAAUCCAUUACUGGAUGGAUGCAAAAAGAAGCUGUAUAACCAUUGCUCGUCUGAAGCUCUAGAAAAAUCCAAACAAAAAGAGUUGCAUUCAUUCGUUAAUUGGUUUCAGGAGAAUUUGUUGCAGACCUUUGAAAGUUUUAGAGAAACUACUGCUAAGACCUCAGACUACACAGGUAUGCUGGAAAGAAAAUGGAUAGGUUCCUAUAUCCUUCCAAAUUAUCCACAGGAGAAUGCUCUCACAAUGCUGAGGCUUCAUUUUCAAGCAAGAAUUUGGAAUCCAAUCCAGGGUUUCCAGAGGAUGAAAUAAAUAAUUUAAGGAGGUUACACAGGUGAUGAAUGCCAGCGAUAGACACCCUAAAUUCUAAUGCCUGGUGCAAAGGGAGUGAAAGAUCCUGAGAAAGGGGCUUUCAUUCCUAAGCAAUUUCAACUUCUUUUUAAGCGCCAGAAAUAUGAAGAUCUGCUGAAGGUAGAUGUGCCAGUUGCUCUACUGAAGACUACACAACCGAUUGGCAAAUUUACGGGUCUUAGAGACCCUAUAGAUAAGAGACAAAAUAUGUUGCAGACUCAUUUUUCAGGGCAUAUUUUCCAGACCCUCCCUUGUCAAGAAACCCAAAAAGACCUUCUGACUUGUACUAGAUUUAAAAAAAUGAUACAAAUGCAUCCAAUACUAGAGGUUCAAGAUGGUUUCCAUACAAUCUGUUACACACAUUGUGCAGAAGGGAGAUUACACGGUCACUCUAGCUCUUCAGGGCACUUAACUGCAUAAAAAAGGUAUAGCUGUGCUCCUAUACCGAGACAAUUGCUUUCUCAAAUCAGAGUCGAAAACUUCUAAUGCGAAACAUCUAUUACUCUUCAAGCUCUUCAGUAACUUGGAUGGAUAUUCAAUUGGAAAAAAAUCGAAACUCACUCCAUCCACAAAGAUUAUUAUUAUUAUUUUAUUUAUUUUUUUUAGAAGUGGAUUCUUCAUAUCUUUGCCCCCAUCUUCCUCAUAAAAAAAAUAAAAAAAUAUGAACAUAAAAAAAUUUAAUUUCAGGUCUACAGAGAAAUCCAGAAUGUACUAUCCAAAAUGUGAUGAGUAUUCUGGGAAAAUGUACAGCUUCAAUUCCAGCAGUAAAAUGGGUCAGAUAAAGAAUAAGGCCUCUAUAGUUGGAAAUUCUACAGAGUGUGAACAAAGGACAGAAAGAUUUGGAUAAAAUUAUCAGUAUUCUGGAGAGUCUUAAAAUCAUUAGACUAGUGGACCCAGUUAAAAUUUAUUUUUCAAGAUCUGCUAUUCAGACAAACACUGGAAAUGACUACUACAGAUGCCUCUGUCACUGGAUGGGGUGCUCACAUAGAUACCUUCACGUAUCAAGGUUUAUGGAAUCACCUAGACUCAAACCAAUCUUUCAAUUUUAGAGAAAUGAAGGCAAUAUGGGAAGCUUUACUAACCUUUCAGUAGUACAUCAGAGGUUCCUCAGUAAGAAUUCAAUUGGACAUCUCACCAUGGUAACAUAUGUAAACAAACAAGGAGGCAUGAGCUUAAGGAACUUGUCAGUACACUGUGCUUUAAUUAUGGAAUGGGCAGAAAAGAAUUUAAGGGACAUGUCUGCAACAUACAUCCGAGAAAUAGACACCAUUGUGGACAAUCUAAGCAGAUCCCAAUGGAAACAAACCGAAUGGCACUUAAGCAAAUAUAGAUUCAGGGAAAUUACAGCAAGAUUCAGUACCCUUCAGCAGAUCUUAUGGAUACAAGAACAAACAGAAAAGUUCAGAAAUUCUGAACAGACAAGACAACCCAGACUCUCAACGGACUGUCAGUGUUAUGUAUAUAUUUUGCAUUACACUGGCCCAUUUCCGUGCCCUUUUGGCUGGCCUGAUUGGGUUCAGUUUCUUUUUUUUUGUACUGACAUUUGUCCGAAAAUAGAGUGUGUAGUAAAAUUUCCUGCUUUUGUAAAAAAGGUUUGGCGUAGCUGUGCACAACUCUCAUACAACAUACAGUUCAGUCUAGGCACAGCUUGGGCACACAUUUCACAUGAAGAGGCAAAAUUAAUGUUGGAGAUUAUUAAAGUAGUCUAGUGUAGCAGGGUAAUUAACAUGAAAACCACUGGAAACAGCAGGCACAUUCCAUUGGUGACGCCUUCCCUUUUACAUUAUUGCACCACUUUCUAGAAAAGAACCUUUGAUAAAUUAUCCCCCAUAGUUUCUGGAAUUCUUCUUCUUCUCUUUAUACUCUCUCUCUCAAUGCUGGCUGACCGGUGCAAAGGACAGUGUGUGUAACAGUGAUUGACAGGGAUCCAAGGUGGAGUCUUCUAGUUGCAGGAUAGUUCUUAUUUCCCAAACACGAAUUUAUUAAAUAUAAGGAAUAAGUAAAUGUUAUAUUAUAAGUUCUGGGAAGUGACGGUUCUCCUAUAUUUGUAAGUAACUCUUUAAGCUGCUGCAUUACCUUGCUUAACCUUGUUCUGUAGGAGCAGUCAUACACAAGCAAUAAUGGAUAGACACAAAGAAGGUCUAUUAACAUUUCAUAGCACAAUAGAGUACAUUUCCAUCUUAGGAGUGGUUAAAAAAAAAAAAACCAGAUCAUUGUGAGUUUUAAAUUUCAACUGCUAUUGAUAAUGCCUGUUCGUUGCUAGAUGAAGAUGGUGAAUUGGCAACUUUUGUUAUCGUAUUGACAAAGCCAAUUUGUUUCAUUACAUUUUAGGGCUUCCCAGAGAUCACCCCGAAAGCUACCACUCAUACAUGUGGAAUAAUUUCUUCAAACACAUUGAUAUUGACCCUAAUAAUGCUCAUAUCCUCGAUGGGAAUGCUACGGAUCUACAGGUGGAAUGUGAUGAAUUUGAGAGAAAAAUUGAAGAAGCAGGUGGAAUUGAACUGUUUGUUGGAGGUAUUGUAUGCCAUGGUUGCUUGUUUUUGCAGGGCUAUACAGAGAAAAUAAAAACCGCAAAAAAAAGUGUAUAUAUUCUCAUGAUCAAAGGUCGCAUUUUGAUGAAUGAUUUUUUUUUUUUUUAAAAGAAAAAAAACUUGCAUAAAAUGUCAGUCUUCUGAGAUUUUCCAAAAAUUAUAACUUUAUGAAAAAAGAAAAUACUGAUAUAGAUUUUUUUUUUCUUCUCUAUUUCAUCUUAAUUCUAAUAUCUAAAUGAAAUGUAAGCUACAAGGUCACAUGAACACUAUUGUGCCGCAUUUCAAUGUUUUCCAUCAGCUGUUGUAACUGGUUUUAACAGGCAUCUUGUUAUGCCAUGAUAUCUAUGUCCUCUCAGUGGGCUGGAUCUCUUGUUGAGGAAUUUGUACGUGCAUGUGUAACAGUAUUGGUAGAAGAGUGACCAAAAACAAACAUGGCAUUUAUACAAGAGAUAUUUAGGGAAGUAUAUGUAGAAUGUCUGUACAUUUUCUUUCCUCUCCACACAGUCAAGAGAAAACAAUGCGGUCCAUUUGAGUGUUUUAUUGCAGAACAUAUGCUUUUGGCCUCCUUGUACAUAGCCACUCGUGCAUUCAAUUGUUACAUUGAACCAGUCUGAUACACUCCUAUUCAUACUUUUGGAGUAUUGGCCAGGGUAUAUUUGCUGCAUGCUCACCUUGGUUAGGCCAUUCUUGCACAUUGUGCAUGUCUUGCAUAUCCAUUCACACAUAUUGGAACUAAACUACAAACAAAACUUUAUAUUGUCUCUGGCAGUGGUAACAGAAUUAUUCUAUAAUCCUUUUACACAGAAAUGUCGCAUUUGCUUGUCUUGCAAAGGGGAAAAAAAAACAAGUGUGUGUAUUUGCUUAACUGAUGUAGUUUCUUUUUUUUUUUUGUAGGUAUUGGUCCAGAUGGCCAUAUUGCCUUUAAUGAACCUGGUUCAAGUUUGGUAUCCAGGACAAGGCUAAAGACCUUGGCUAUGGACACUAUUUUAGCAAAUGCUAAAUAUUUUGAUGGAAACCUUUCAAAAGUUCCAACAAUGGCAUUGACUGUUGGUGUUGGUACAGUAAUGGAUGCCAGAGAGGUAAGUUCAUAGCAAAUGAUGUGCAUGGGUGCACAUACUCUUGUAAGAUAGUAGAUUGAAGAUUAAUGUAAUGAUUAGAAAGUCCAGCAAUUAGCUGUCAAUGCAAGGCAUGUCUGUGUAACUUUGAAAAACUAUGUAUACAUUUACUUCAGGUUGACUUAAGAGUGUUUUUCCAUUUUGUCUCAAUAUUAAAAGAAUUAAUUUUCACAAGAUCUGUCGGUCUCAGUAGUCGUACAAUAGUGAAAGUUCUUCUAUCCCUACACACCAGUAGAUAUUGAAGAAGGGGAAAAAAAACACAACAAAUUGUGACAGCCCCCAUUUCAGGUCCAGCAUCAUUAAUGCUUUGCUGUGAAAUUGUUCGAUUCAUACAGUCCUUUUAUUUGUACCUUAUGCACGUGUGUCUUUAAAGUUAAAGGCAGAGAUAGCAGGACCAUGCACACAAUACUGUCUGUAAGGCCUUUUUCAAGUUAAUGGGACAAUUUAUGCAGUCCAAUGUAGUGGUUAGGUUGCCAAUACAUUCUUGUCAGGGAUAUUCAUUAAUGUGACAGUUACCAGGAAUUCAAAGACAAUUUCACCUUUUUUUUUUUUUUUUGGGUACAGAAGAGAGGUGGGAAGGCAGGGGUUGGGUAUUAAGCACAAUGACAAUCAUAGAGGUAACAUUUGUCAUAAUAUAACAUUGUUCAUAACUUAACAUUGUUCACCAGGCAACAUUGUCAACAUGUCCUCUAUUUAUCCCAGUACAUCAUGUCUGCAUUGGUCUAUUGUUCACAGUUGUAGUGUUCCCAAAACAUUUAAUUAAAUUACAUUGUGCGAUGACACAUGUUAAGGACACAUGUCCGUCUAUGUGCCUACGGCUUUUUGCUACUUUUCGAGGCACAAAAUCAGUUUCUUGAUAUAUUACUUGUUGGUAUAUUUUAGUGUGCAAGGUCAUGGUGGGGGUGAGGAGAGGAUGUAGGGUAUACCUGGGUUAUUUCUUUGAGUUUGUUGUAUAGUUGAGUCCCAGUUUUCCCAUGCCACCUUCCAAUAUUUGGCUGGUGGUUGUGUGCUCCUUGACAUUAUUGCAAAGCUUUUGUUGUUCUCCACUGCUGCCUUGCAGUGGUGUAUUGUGGGGAGUGGGUGUUUUUUCCCCAGUGUCUGCUGAUGACUGUUAAUUCUGCAAUUAUUAUGUGGUAGAGGAGGUAUUUUUGUCUUUUUUGUAUGUUUUUUGGUAAUAACAGUAGUUUCUGGUCAGAGGGGGAGGUCGACCUCUGUACACUGUGUUGCCAUGCGUGCUACAUAUUUCCAGGUGUUGCUCAGUUGGGGGGAACCACCAUAUGUGGAUUAUGUCGCCAUUUACACCUCCAGCAUGUGUCAAGUAUGUUUGGGAAGCUGCAUUUGAGGUGCGUAGGGACUAGGAACCACCGGUAUAAAAUUUUGCGGGAUAGUUCUAUGUGGGAUAUUGAUUUAGUUAGUGGUCUAUGUGCGUGUAGUAGGUCUGUCCAUUGUGCAUCGGUCAGAGUAUGUGUAAUGUAUUUUUUCCUUGUUUUUUUUUUAAGGUGAGUGAGUGUAGUGUGUUGUGGUAUACUCUGUGGCAUAUAUUGUUGAAAUCAGUUUAGGGGGUUUAAGGUUCAUGCUCAUUUUUUUUUCCACUUCUGACAGUGGGUGUCCCUUUGUGUCGUCUGUUGGGAUCAUCUUUUGUUUGGGUAUCCAAGACUGUAUUUGCAUGUAUGGGAAGCGGCUGUAUCCGUCAAUUUUUGUGUUCCUUCUGGACAUAUUUAAAUUUUAUGAGAUUGUUGCCAUGGAGUAUUUGCGAUAGCAAUGUUAUGCCGUGUCGGUACAAUAUUUUGUGAUUAAAGUCAGGGAUGAGGAACGGCAACGUCGCUAUUGGCAUGGCUGGUGUAAUCGUCCCCGUCAGACCCAUCUUUUUACAAUAGUUGUACCAAAUUUUGAGUGUGAGGGUCGUGGUGGGUAGUGUGUGUCUGUAUUUUGCCUGUUGUGCCUCGGGUAGCCAAGCUUGUGUUGUUAUAGGGGUUUUUGCUCUAUGUCCGCCCAUGCUAAAGAUUGGUUGUGUUGAAACAAUAUGAGGAGAGGGACUAUUUGGGCUACCCUAUUGUACCCCACUAUAUCUGGCAUUCCCAUACCUCCAUGUAUGAAUAGUUUAUACAUAGUAGUUCUAGCUACUCUUGGUUUAGUGUUGUCGCAUUUGAAUAAGUUGAGACUUUUUUGCAGUUCCGGAAAAGAUGUCGGGCGGAGUUUGAUUGGGAGUGUUCUGAACAUGUAUUGGGUCUUUGGGAGUAUCGUCAUUUUGACAGCCGCAAUUUGGCCUGACCAAGAAAGGAAUUUCCCCUUUCACUCCUGUAUUAUGUUUUUAAGUUUAGGGAGAGUGGCUAUGUGUGCCAUCAACAUCUCCAAUGGCAUUAAUCCUGUGUCCAAUAUGUGAUUAAAUAUUCUGCCCAGGUAUGGGGCUAAAGUGGUUGCGAACUGUUUAUAGUAUGCGUUUGUAAGGCCGUCUGGCCCUGAGGACUUGCCCGGGGGCAGGGAGUGGAUGGCCUCCAUUAUUUCCUGCAUAGUUAUGGGGGCUUUUAUCGCAGUUAUUUGUUGCUCUGUCAGUUUUGGCAGUGUGGUGGGGUUUAAGAAGUUCGUGAUCUCGACGUUGUUGGGUUGAUGUAGGGAAUUGUCUUCUGUGAGGUUAUAAAGUGUAUGGUAGUAUGCUGCCAUUUCGUUGUUGAUGUCCUGGGGGUUGUGUAUUUUGUUACCAAGGUCUUCCCGGUGUUCUAUCAAAUUUCCCUACUCUUGAAAAUCCCCUACCCUCGUCUCUUCCAGUGAGGGGAAUCAGCUGGAUCCUGUGCUGCACAUGCAUGCUAGCACUCCGGCUACUCCUCCACAGCAAGGUCCUGGAAGGUAAGUAAAACCAGUUUUACACUUUCAUUAUAGUUAGUGCAUUCACUAAGCUUAGAACAUGGGGCAUUUAGGGUUAAUGUUAGGGUUCAAAUUAGGGUUAGGAUUAGGGACUUGUUUAUAUUUUGUGAUAUUUCACAUUAGGGGAAUAUCUUUAGUGAUUUCUCACACUCUAUUUUAACCCUUACCCCAAUGGUUAGGGUAAGAAUAGAGUGUGAGAGAGGUUAAAAUAACUUACCUAACCCUAUUUUUAACCCUCACUUAACCCUAAAUGUCCCGUGUGCCUAAGCUUAGUGAAUGCACUAACUAUAAUGAAAGUGUAAAACUAGUUUUACUUACCUUCCAGGACCUUGCUGUGGAGGAGUAGACGAGUGACGAGGGUAGGGGAAUUUGAGAGAACACCAGCUCUAUUGCCUUGGGAGUAGUUUUUCAAUUUUAAUUUGGUAAGUUUGUGAGCAGUUAUUUUUGUAGGGAUAGCUCAUUGAGUCGUUUGGUUGUAUCUGUUAUUGUUUGAGCGUGUUGCUUGUCAGGUUGUAUUGUGUGUGCGUUCGUCGUGUCUCUAAGUUUCCGUAUGAGGUCUAGAUAUUCCAGUUGGUACUUCUUUUUUAAGUAGGAGGCACGACUGAUAAGUAUGCCUCUGAUAAGUGGUUUCUGAGCUUGCCAUAGGGAUAGUGUAGAUACGUCUUGGGUGUCAUUUUUCGUAAAGUACCUCUGCAAUUGCUCUUGUAUAUUUUGUGCAAAUAUGGGGUUGUGUAGGUGCGAUUCAUUGAGACGCCAGGGCGACUUGCCUCUAUGUUGGUAUUGAUAUCUAAGGGUUAGUAAGGUUGGAGUGCGGUCAGACCGUAUUAUGUCUCCUAUCGAGCUGUGUCACCUGUGGGAAUACGGUUCCUGAGACCAAGUUGAGGUUUAUUCUGGAGUAUGUCUUGUGCACUGCAGAAUAGUAUGAGUAUUCUCUACUUGUUGGGUUCAUCAUUAUCCAUGAGUCAUAUAGUCCAUGUUCCAUGAUCAGUUUUGUGAGUGCUUUACCUGUGUUUCUAAGUGUAGUGUGUCUGGUGACCGUGUCUGGUAGGGAUGUGUCCGUUGGAGUUCAGGGUGUGAUUGAAGUCCCCACACACUAUCACACUGUUGGUUGAUGAUGUUGGUAACUUUGACAGUACUUUAUGUAUGAAGUUACGUUGUUGUUCAUUUGGGCUGUAUAGAUCCACUAGAAUAUAUUGCACGUUGUUAAUCAUGCAGUGGAGCAGCAGGAAUCUGCCCUGGCUAUCUUUUUUUUGAUGCUAAGUAAUUCUACAGUUGGGGAUUUGUGUAGAAGUAUAGAUACACCUCUAGAUUUGGAGGAGGGUGUUGCAUGGUACUGUAUAGGAAAGUCCUUCAAGCCAAAGGUGGGGACCCUGUUUACGAAGUGUAUUUCUUGAGCACAUAUAAUUUCUGCCUCAUUUCUUUUAGCGUCUUCUAGGAGCAUGCACCUUUUAUGUGGAGUAUUUAGCCCUCUGGUAUUAUGGGAGUAGAUUUUCAUAUCAUCUGUGCUGGGGUUGUACUGAUGUGCCAGAGUUUGAAAAUCGUGCCUUACUUCCUUUAUAUCUGAGGAGACUGGGACCUUUGUCUGAAGAAGUGUUGGGUUAAGAGGGUUUGAGGUGACAGGUAUGGGAGUGGGGUGAGUAACUGGUGGUUGCUGGUAGGAAAGGGAGAGAUUGGGUAGAAAGGGUUAACACAAAUGUAUGUACAAAUCUCUAAAGGUCGAGGUACGAUGUCGUACCUUGGGGGUUGGAGAUAUAGACUCCUGAGUAGUGGCUGAUGGGCUCCUGGUUGGCUUGUGUAAAAGUCGUUGGCACCAUCUUGCAGCGCAGGCCUCGCAGCCUCCGAUGUGGUGGAUGGUUUCUGGCCAAAGAAAUGUAACUUGUCUGCUCUAGAAGUGUGUUUCUUGCUUUUAUGUUGAGACAUGGUUGAGAGGUGCAGGAUUUUUGUGGGUUCUGCGUGUUUCUGUUGAAUUUGUAGGAGCCCAGGUGCCAAAGCAAAUCUUUAAGCGGACAUCUUGCUCGGCAGUCAGCCACGCCCCCAUAAAUUUCAAAUUUAAGACCAGAACAGCCAGACUGGAAGCAAAGUUGAUUUGGAGAAGGUUUCAAGUUAAUCUAUUUUGGCCUUAAAUGUGAAAUUUAUAUUGUAUUCACUUUAAAUUCCAGAAAAUGCUCUCUUUACUGAAUAACACUGUUGGUGUCACCCCCGGUUCUUUGUCAAACCGCUGGGGAGCGCCUUGAUUAAAAAAAACAAACAAAAAACAAAAAAAAACAGGGUUCACUACUACACCUAGAAUCAACCCCCACCUCAGGUGCAUUGAUAAUACAUAAUUUACACUUAACUAUAACUGGCAAUUUUUUGUCCAUUCUGGAUGGCAGUGAUUGGCUGAGACCACUAGGCUAACCAGACCCCUCAGCUUGUUACUUCUAUCCAAGUCGGACUAAAUUCACACUGGUAACACAGAAAUUUAAAGUGCACAUUUUCAAUGUUUUGUUACUUAGGGCACCUUUUCAAAGAAGUUAUUGAAGGCUUAUUGUACCAAUCAUCUUGCUGUUAAUAUAUUUUCUUACUGAAAUAAAACCAAUACAACAAUAUCUUUUCAUCCAUUUUUUUUUUUCUUCAAGUUUUAAGAUUGCAUUUUAUUUUUUAUUUUUCUUCCGACCCAAACAGGUGAUGAUCCUUAUAACUGGAGCACAUAAAGCAUUUGCAUUAUACAAGGCAAUAGAAGAAGGUGUAAAUCAUAUGUGGACGGUUUCUGCAUUUCAACAACAUCCACGUACCAUUUUUGUCUGUGAUGAAGAUGCUACUCUAGAAUUAAGAGUUAAAACUGUUAAAUAUUUUAAAGGUGAGCUUGGGUAUUUGUAACUAGUUAUUUGUAUCUCAACUGAUUAACUGAGAUUCUGAUAUUAUUUAUGUAAGUCUACACCACGGGUAGGCAACCUUCAGUACUCCAGAUGAUAUGGACUACAUCUCCCAUAAUCAUGGCAAAGCAUCAGAUGAGAUGUAGUUAACAUCUGGAAUGCUAAUGGUUGCUUAAGAUAUCCAGCAUAGAAAUGUGCAGUAGACCAAAAAUUUGCUCCUUUGCAGGCACUUUUCACUUUUGAAGGGGAUUUCCAUGCACCUACAUGUUCUGUUUUCUUCAAAGAGACUCCAUCACUAUUCCCAGUAUGUUACACGUGUAACAGUAGCUUAUCAUUUGUUCCUAUGUAAAAAUAUUACAGUUGUAUGAAUUUGUAUAGAGUACGGGGCUAAAAUAUCUUCUAGAGUGCUGCAUAUUUUACACAAUAGCAUACUAACAAAGGCAUUCAGAGUUAAAUAAUUUACAGCUAAUAAAAAGAAUAAGAUACUUAAGAGUUUACUUCUUGGGAUCUAUACACCGGUGUAGACACUCCAGUAGUAGUGUUAUUAUUAUUAACCCUAAUAAUAACACAGAAAAGAUUCACAUAAUCCACAAUAAAGUGGAUGAGGUAAAAGCUGGAAAAAUGUACCGUAUAUACUCGAGUAUAAGCAGAGUUUUUCGGCACUUUUAUUUGUGCUGAAAAAGCCCCCCUCUACUUAUACUUGAGUCAGUGUCUGUAUUAUGGCAACUUACAUUGCCAUAAUACAGACCAGGACCGCCGGGCUCAUUACCAGCCUGGCGGUCCUGUUGGGGGCCGGCAGCAAGCUGUUACUUACCUUUUGUAGCAGCUCUGGUCAGCUCCCUUCAUGUCCGUUUCCUUCUGCUCACAGUGUAAGUCUCGCAAGACCCGCGGCCGUCUCCGCGCGAGACACCAUGAGCGGAAGGAAACUGAGGUGAAGAGAGCUGACCGGAGCUGCUACAAAGGUAAGUAACAGCUUGCUGACAUUUACAAUGCUUUCCUAUGGACGCUGGCAUCUUCUCACUGUGAAAUUACAGUGAAAAGCACGCAAGCGCCUCUAGCGGCUGUCAAGAGACAGCCGCUAGAGGCUGGAUUAACCCUAACAAACAUAGCAGUUUCUCUGAAACUGCUGUUUAUAUAUAAAAAAAAAAAAAAAAAAACACCAUUGGAUUAUCCAGACAGAUGCUUAAAAUAUAAAUAUACAAGCUUUAUUAAUUAGGCUUAUUUGUAGCACUUUUCAUAACCCUAUGUAGGUAAGUAGUGCACUGGAAAAUAAACCAGUGUACCAAGGUAGACAAGGGGUUAAACUAUAGUAUUAGUGUUAAAAAAGGGAUUAACUAGAGGUUAAAACCUAGUUCUGUCCGUAUAAGGCAGCAAGUUAAUAGUACCUUUUGUUAGCCCUUGGUAGGUAAAUAGUGCACCUGUCUGGAUAAUCCAAUGGUUAUCCAUUAUCUAUACUAGGUAGAGUAUACACGGCUAGUAUAUUUCACCUGCACUGGGGAUAUAUGUGGUUUGUGUAUGUACUGUAAACUCAACCAGUUCAGAUUGAUUAUCUGAUUAAAAAUGCAUGUUAAAGGAAUACUAUAAUGGUGCUUUAAACACUAUACGGUCAGGAAUACAUGUUUGUGUUACUGAUCCUAUAGUCUGAAAACCACCAUUUAGGUGGCUUGUCUCCUGUUAACCUCCUUAAAAGGCAAUACAACUUACUUUAUUUCCAAGGCUGUGUGGGUCUGCUGGCCCUGGCCCCCCACCUAUCUAUGAGGAUCAUUCAGUGACAGAGCUGCAGACUGUGCAGCAGUGACCAUCAGAUGAGUGGCAACUAGAGGUGUCCCUAGGGGGCAAUGUAAACACUGCUUUUUCUCUGAAAAGGCAGUGUUUGCAUUAAAAUGCAUGCAGGUACGGAUUAUACUCACCAGAACAAAUACAAUAAGCUGGAGUCUAUUGGGUCCCUUUAACUUUAUUAGGUGAUUUUCUGCCAAAAACAGAUUUUGCAUUGCUCCUGGUAAAAUAGCCAAUGCAGAAAGUCAGAGACAAUGAGUAUGUGAUAAUCUGCUGUGGAUAUAUAUUUUGUUAUUGUGUUAAGCAUUAUUUUUAUACAAAGCAACAUCUGUCAAAAUUAACCUUGUCACUAUCCCCACUUUUAGCUAAAAAUUACAUUUUGGAUGUUCUGAAUGAAAGUGUUAUAUGGAAUGUUUAAGUACUUAUAAGUACUAUGUGCCUAUAGUAGAAAUGACUGUUUCUGUUCUUUCCAAAGGCUUAAUGCAUGUACAUAAUAAACUUGUGGACCCACUGCACAGCAUGAAGAAAAAUUGAAGUGAAAAUGCUUUGGAAAACAUAGCUCCACAUUAGCUAUGCAAUAUUACUGAAUUACAAAAUCUGCACUGGUCAAUUCAACAUUCCACAUUAUUUUUAUUUAGUUAUCUUGGUGUACUUCCCUUCAAAGCUUUAUAUCAAUAACAGCAUCUGUUGCUUACAACAGAUUAAUUAUUACACAUUGAAUUUAAAAAACGCAUUCUCAUUAGGAGGAGUUGAACACCAGUUACCUACCACUUUACAGUAGACUAAUAUGUUCACUUCUACCAGUCUAUCUAUUUACUUUGAACAAUGGUCAAUGUAUAGUAUCAUUAUUGUUUUUGUGUUAUGGUUUCUGAAUGUGUACUACUGCAACAAUGACAUUUAAAUUAUAUGGACAUAUUGCACAAUGCCUGUAAUAUUGAGUCUUCAUAUGCAGCUCUUACCAUAUUUCAUUUUUUUUAUUUGUAUUUUGAAGCAUUUAAAUGUAGAAAUAAUUUCUUAUGAAUCGCAAAUGCCUUGAUUUACAAUAAACUGACUGGACUGAUUGUCUUUACUAAAAGUAUUUUUUAGUAUUUCAAUGCCCAUCUACCAGGAAAAGGAGACUGAUAAGGAUAUUUAUUGACUGUGGAGCAGUCCAUGGCAGCAUCUCAGGUCAAGCUGAUUUUAUUGGCUAAGCAGAGUGCUUGCAAUCAGGAAGAUGUGUUAUGAAAAGAGGAGGCACUGUUACAGUGGUUGGGCGAUACUAUAUAAAGCUAAAAAGGCAGAGCAAUGACACCUAGAUAACGGUGGCUGAUGCGAUAUAAUUAGCCCAUCUAUGGGAUUCUGGUAUGGUUGGCUCUCCACAGCUGUUAAUAGAAUUCCCAGAAGAUCCAAGCUAAGCUUGGGCUUUAGUAAAAUACAUGUACCAAGUAGCACAACUGGUUGUAAAUUAGUCAUUAAACUGCUUAAUUAUGUUAAAGGUGUAUAGAUCAUGCCCCUACAGUCUCCCUGUUUAAUGCUCUGUCAUUUAGGAGUUAGAUCACUUUGUUAUACAACCCUGGUCAUACCUCCUUGCAUUUGAUUUACACAUCCUUCCUGUACAGAGUCAUCUAACAUUUACACUUCCUUUAUUGCACAGUCUAAUUUAGAAUUUCUUAUCUACUGCUCUGUUAAUAGCUUCCUAGACCCUCUAGGUGCAUCCUGUAUGUAUGUAAUUAAAGUUCAAUUUACACAGCAGGAGAUAAAACAUCUUGAUUAAGUGAACCUCUGAUUUAAAAUGGAACUAUUUUGUUUUCAUGCAGGCUGUCAGUCACAGCUAGGGGAGGUGUGGCUAGGGCUGCAUGAACAGAAACAAGUGAUUUAUCUCCUAAAUGGCAGUGAAUUGAGCAGUGAAACUUCAGAAGCAUAAGCUAUACACUAAAACUACUUCAUUUAGCUAAAGCUGUUUUGGUAACUAGUGUUUUUUUUUUUUUUUUGCCUCUCAGCAACAAUUUGAGAGCAUUAACAUACCAAUGAAUUACAGAGGUAAUUGUGUUGAGAAAAGGCACACUGUCUAUUAUGUAAAACUAUCCAGAUUUAGUAGGUGCUGAUCUAAAUUAUAGAAAAACCAUAAAGACUCACUUUCUAUCGUGACCCUCCCAAAAAUACAACCAUGUAAAACAUUGUAGAAUAACAAUUUUAUUUGUAUCAAAGAAAAGGUUAUCACUAUUGCGCACACAUUCUGUGCCGACGGAUCAUGGUAUAUACCAUUAAAUUAGUGUGUAUUUCCAUUUGUAUUUUUCCAUUUCUUUUCUUGCCUAUCUUUAACACACUGGUAUUGUCACCAAAACAGUUGUUUAAAUUAAACAAAAACAAAGAUAGGUUGGCUUAGCAAUUUAACCUGCUACCUACUUCCCAUGAAAUAUAGGGAUAGACAUCACUGUCCCAUAGUUUUAACAAUAUGCAUGAUGUUUAGAAACUCUCCCCUGUAUAUUGCUGGGAUGUCUAAUUGCAGUGUUUCAUAUCUACACAGCAUUGUUUGUAACAUAAAAUGGUGUGCUGAGCGAGGUAGUGCCCUCUUAUCAUGAUUUACUUUAUUGCCAAUAUUAGGUUUCCUUUACCAACACGGGAAAAUGGUUGUUGGACAAAUGUUUGCAACAGUCUGGUUGACUUUGUGGAUAAAUUAAUGCCAUCAUGGACGGCAAAUAAGAAACUACUGGUCUAAUAAAAUUGACCCAGUAGUUUGCAAUAAAAAUGUUUAGUUAAUUCCAUUUCAUUUGUCUGGCGUUCUUUUUAGCACAUUAAUAAAUGCAUCUUUUGGCACUUCAAUAUUGCCGAUUUGUCUCAUUUUUUUCUUGCCUUCAGCCUGUCUCUUCAACAAUUUCAUUUUUCGUGUAAUAUCGCCUCCAUACUGCCAAGAGAAAACUGGGAU